UGGACGCAGGACUAGGUCUUGCUCUCUCCUGGGUGACGCGGGUUGGAAGGGGCUCCUCAUACUUAAUACUUUUGCGUACGAUCUGAAACUACCCAUUUUUUUCCCCCCGAGAAUUCCCUCAGAGAGGAGCCAUGAAGUGGACCUGGGUGCUGGCGGCGGUCUUGUUGUCCUUUGCCGGGAUCUCUACGGGCAAGGACAGCUUGGACUUUCCCGAGUUUGACGGCAAGGACAGGGUCCACGACCUCAACGUGAAGAACUAUAAGUCCGUGAUGAAGAAGUAUGACGUCAUGGUGGUCUACUACCACGACCAUCCCGGAACCAGCCGCGUCGCCCAGAGGCAGUUUGAGAUCGAGGAAUUGUCCCUUGAGCUUGCAGCCCAGGUGUUGGAAGAGUUUGAUGAUGAAGACGUCGGGGUCGGACUGAUUGACGCAAAGCACGACAAAGGUUUAGCAAAGAAAUUAGGCCUGGACGAGUCCGACAGCAUCUACAUCUUCACGGAGGACGAGGUCGUCGAGUACGACGGAGAGCUCGCCGCCGACACGCUCGUGGAGUUCGUCUUUGAUCUUCUAGAAGACCCGGUGGAAAUCCUUGACAACAAUAGGGAAUUGAAAGGUUUUGCGAACAUCGAAGAGGACAUCAAAUUGGUGGGCUACUUUAAGAGUCACAAGUCAGAACACUUUGAGGCCUUUGUUGAUGCUGCUGAAGAGUUCCAUCCCCACGUCAAGUUCUUUGCAACGUUCAAUCCCAAGGUUGCCAAGGCUCUGGAUCUAAAGCUGAAUGAGGUCGACUUCUACGAACCCUUCAUGGAGGACCCUGUCGUCAUCCCAGGAAAACCUUACACCGAGGAAGAGCUGGUGAAAUACAUCGAAGAAAACGACAGGCCGACUCUGAGGAAGCUGCAGCCCCACAACAUGUACGAGAUCUGGGAGGAUCACGUUGACGGUGAACACAUCAUCGCUUUUGCUGAGGAGACCGACCCAGACGGCUACGAGUUCUUGGAGAUUCUGAAGGAAGUUGCCGAGGACAACACGCACCACCCCCACCUCAGUAUUAUCUGGAUUGACCCUGAUGACUUCCCCCUGCUUGUACCUCACUGGGAGAAGAUUUUUGGGAUCGACCUGUCCACUCCACAGAUCGGUGUUGUGGAAGCUGAUGAUGCGGACAGCGUGUGGAUGGACUUGGACGAUGAUGACGACAUGCCGUCUUCGGACGAACUGGAGGACUGGAUUGAGGACGUUCUGUCCGGGGAAAUUGAUCCUGAUCAUGACGAUGAAGAGGACGAUGACGACGAUGAUGAUGACGAUGAUGAUGACGACGACGAUGACGACGAUGAUGACGACGAUGACGAUGAUGACGACGACGACGAUGAUGACGAUGACGAUGACGAAGACGAUGAUGACGACGACGAUGAUGACGAUUAUUAAUGAAUUGAUCUAAUCUGAGCAAUGCGGUUUCAAAUGCUAGCAACAUCGACAGCAAACAUCUUUGUAGGAUGUACAAUACAACCCGCUUACGUUGAUCCCAUUUAUGUCCACGCCCACGUGCAUUUGUCGACAUCCAAUUUGAACAUUUCUAUGAACAAUGUCGACAUGUGUUGUCAAUAUCGCUCAACAUAACUGUCUGAUGACACAGCAGUCAAACACACGCGGUCACUUCCUGUUCAGUGCCAAAUUAGCUGGAAAAUACCUAAUUGUAAUUAAAUUGUUUGACA
Nerophis lumbriciformis (worm pipefish) is the source of this 1711-nucleotide messenger RNA. RefSeq names its product calsequestrin 1a (gene casq1a). The record is from RefSeq and is a predicted model, not a curated record. Gene Ontology annotation, molecular function: calcium ion binding. Gene Ontology annotation, cellular component: sarcoplasmic reticulum lumen; Z disc. Lineage: Eukaryota; Metazoa; Chordata; Actinopteri; Syngnathiformes; Syngnathidae. Gene Ontology annotation, biological process: regulation of skeletal muscle contraction by regulation of release of sequestered calcium ion.